CAGGAACAGUUAUAUGAAGAAGAGAGAAGAAGAAAGGUAUUACAAGAAGAACAAAAUAAUGAAUCUAGAAGACAUAAUGAUUUCUUUAUGCCAUCAAUGAAAUCACCAAUACCUAAUGAUAGGUUUAAUGAUACCAAUGGUAUGUUAGGAGUACAGACCUUAUCACCUAAUAGUAUGCCUAGCAACCAGUCUGGGAGCAUAGAGUUACCAUUUAGAAAGGGUGAUAUUAUUUACCUUCUACGUCAGAUUGAUAAAAAUUGGUUUGAAGGUGAACGUUAUGGACGUGUUGGAAUAUUUCCUGUUAACUAUGUUGAGGUUAUGACCUCGAUAGAAGCAGCUCAGGCAGCAGCAGUUCAAGCUGAAGGUCAAGGUCGGGUCAAGUUUAAUUUUACUGCCCAGUCUCCUGUUGAGUUGUCAUUGAGAAAGGGAGAAUAUGUAACAUUAUUACGAUCAGUAGAUGAUAAUUGGUUUGAAGGUAGAAGUGGUAAUAAACAGGGUAUAUUUCCAUCAGCUUAUAUAGAGAUUAUACAUGAACCUUCUACUCCAUUAAUAACACCAGCACCAUCUGUUAUUUUGUUCAGUCAAAAAUCUCAACUCAGUCCAACUCAAGGUAAAAAACAAGUGACAAUAAAUACAUCAGCAUAUCAGGAUCAGAAAGCAUCACCAAGUAAAGGAUAUGGAGUCAAGAGUAAAGUUGCUGAUGAUGAUCUUGCCAUAAACAGGUAUGAAUAUGUUAUAUAUUACAGAUAUCGAGCUGUAUAUGCUUAUAAACCUCAGAAUGAAGAUGAAUUAGAACUACAAGAAGGUGAUGAAGUUUAUGUCAUGGAGAAGUGUGAUGAUGGGUGGUUUGUUGGUACCUCCGGUAGAUCAGGAAACUUUGGUACCUUCCCUGGAAAUUAUGUUCAGUUAAUCUGUAAGUUGAUCAACAUUUGUUAA
This is a messenger RNA of Lottia gigantea (owl limpet), 936 nucleotides long. RefSeq lists its product as hypothetical. The transcript is spliced from 7 exons. NCBI's taxonomy places the organism in Eukaryota, Metazoa, Mollusca, Gastropoda, Lottiidae. The record is from RefSeq and is a predicted model, not a curated record. The annotation marks the transcript as partial. Gene Ontology annotation, molecular function: protein binding.